GGCCGAGGCUGUCACUCCCGGGCGGUUUCCCUGAGGCCGGCGCUCUGCUGGGGGCGGGAGGAAGAGGGGCCGGACUGGGGCCUGACUAGCCGUCGUUGCUACCGCCGUCUUCGCGGCUACUAUGACCAGCGGGCGAGGCCCCCUCUGCAGCUCCGCGCAGCUCUAGUUGGGGCCGUGCGCCCGCCGUAGCCGUCUGGGUCCCCAGUGCGGCCGCUCCCGCGGCUCCCUCGGCUCUUUCAGCGCCGCCUGCGAGGCGAGGCGGAGGCAGGAUGAAGAUGACUGUGGAUUUCGAGGAGUGUCUGAAGGACUCGCCCCGCUUCAGGGCUGCUUUGGAAGAAGUAGAAGGCGAUGUGGCAGAAUUGGAACUGAAACUUGAUAAGCUUGUGAAGCUUUGUAUUGCGAUGAUUGAUACUGGAAAAGCCUUUUGUGUUGCAAAUAAACAGUUCAUGAAUGGGAUUCGAGACCUGGCACAGUAUUCUAGCAAUGAUGCUGUAGUUGAGACAAGUUUGACCAAGUUUUCUGACAGUCUUCAAGAAAUGAUAAAUUUUCAUACAAUCCUAUUUGACCAAACUCAGAGAUCAAUUAAGGCACAGCUUCAGAACUUUGUUAAAGAAGAUCUUAGAAAAUUCAAAGAUGCCAAGAAGCAGUUUGAAAAAGUCAGUGAAGAAAAAGAAAAUGCAUUAGUAAAAAAUGCUCAAGUACAAAGAAAUAAACAGCAUGAAGUUGAAGAAGCCACAAAUAUUCUGACAGCAACAAGAAAAUGUUUUCGACACAUAGCCCUUGAUUACGUACUUCAGAUUAACGUCCUUCAAUCAAAAAGGAGAUCAGAAAUCCUGAAAUCAAUGUUAUCCUUUAUGUAUGCCCAUUUGGCCUUCUUUCAUCAAGGAUAUGAUCUGUUUAGUGAACUUGGGCCCUACAUGAAGGAUCUUGGUGCCCAGUUGGAUCGACUGGUUGUGGAUGCAGCAAAGGAGAAAAGAGAGAUGGAGCAAAAGCAUUCCACCAUUCAACAAAAGGAUUUCUCCAGUGAUGAUUCUAAGUUAGAAUAUAAUGUAGAUGCUGCAAAUGGCAUUGUUAUGGAAGGAUAUCUGUUCAAACGAGCCAGCAAUGCUUUCAAAACUUGGAACAGGAAAAAGCCCGAUCAUAUCAGACGCUGGUUUUCAAUACAGAACAAUCAGUUGGUUUACCAGAAAAAGUUUAAGGAUAAUCCCACUGUGGUGGUGGAGGAUCUAAGGCUCUGCACAGUGAAACAUUGUGAAGACAUAGAACGCCGCUUCUGCUUUGAGGUGGUUUCCCCAACAAAAAGUUGUAUGCUUCAAGCAGAUUCUGAAAAGCUGCGCCAGGCAUGGAUUAAGGCUGUUCAGACCAGUAUAGCUACUGCUUAUAGAGAGAAGGGUGACGAAUCAGAGAAGCUGGAUAAGAAAUCAUCUCCAUCCACAGGAAGCCUGGAUUCUGGAAAUGAGUCAAAGGAUAAAUUAUUGAAAGGAGAAAGUGCAUUGCAGCGAGUCCAGUGUAUCCCUGGCAAUGCCAGCUGCUGUGACUGUGGUCUGGCAGACCCGCGGUGGGCCAGCAUCAACCUGGGAAUCACCCUGUGUAUCGAGUGCUCUGGGAUUCACCGGAGUCUUGGAGUUCAUUUUUCAAAAGUACGCUCUUUAACUUUAGAUACCUGGGAGCCUGAACUUUUAAAGCUUAUGUGUGAGUUGGGGAAUGAUGUCAUAAAUAGAGUUUAUGAAGCUAAUGUGGAAAAAAUGGGAAUAAAGAAACCACAACCAGGACAAAGACAGGAGAAAGAGGCGUAUAUCAGAGCAAAAUAUGUGGAGAGGAAAUUUGUGGAUAAAUAUUCUAUAUCAUCAUCACCUCCUGAGCAGGGAAAAAAGAUUGACUCCAAAAGUUAUGAAGAAAAGAGAUUGAGCAUUUCUAAACUUGGACCAAGUGAACAAGUCAGAGCAUUUCCCCAAAGUUCAGUCAGAAGUAAUGACAGUGGAAUCCAGCAGAGCUCUGAUGAUGGAAGAGAAUCUUUACCCUCCACAGUGUCAGCCAAUAGUUUAUAUGAGCCUGAAGGAGAAAGGCAAGAUUCUUCUAUGUUUCUCGACUCUAAACAUCUUAAUCCAGGACUCCAGCUUUACAGGGCUUCCUAUGAGAAGAAUCUUCCUAAAAUGGCUGAGGCUUUGGCUCAUGGUGCAGACGUGAAUUGGGCAAAUUCCGAGGAAAAUAAAGGAACACCGCUUAUCCAGGCUGUAUUAGGGGGCUCUUUGGUGACAUGCGAGUUUCUCCUUCAGAAUGGUGCUAAUGUGAAUCAAAGAGAUGUGCAAGGGCGGGGACCACUGCACCAUGCCACCGUCUUAGGGCACACGGGGCAGGUGUGUUUAUUCCUAAAACGAGGUGCCAAUCAACAUGCCACUGAUGAAGAAGGGAAAGACCCUUUGAGUAUAGCUGUGGAAGCAGCCAAUGCUGAUAUAGUGACUUUGUUACGUUUAGCAAGAAUGAAUGAAGAGAUGCGGGAAUCAGAAGGACUUUAUGGACAGCCAGGUGAUGAAACUUACCAGGACAUUUUUCGUGAUUUCUCCCAAAUGGCAUCCAAUAAUCCAGAGAAACUAAAUCGUUUCCAGCAAGAUUCACAGAAAUUUUGAAUUUUCUCAAGAAGGGGGAAAAUAUUAAAUCUGGUGACUCCCUAAUGUAUACAUCUGAAAACUCACAAAUUUUUACUGCUUUAAUUCUUACUUAAUUUUAGUAGAUAUUGAGUGACUUGGAAAAAAGGUACUCAUUCAUUGAUAUUUUUAUAAAUCAAAACAUAAAUCUCUAGUAGUUGGGAGAGGAACCUACAUUAAGACCUCUUUUAUUUUAAAAAUAAAAGCCUGUUUAAAGGGCUGCUUUUUAUAGCUAAAAAUUGAAUCUAGACUUCAGCCGUCUCUAUGUUAUAAGAUGCUAAGAGUUUAGACAAAAAUCUCUUUUUUUGCCAAUGGGUGGUAGCAUUGAUUUUUUUUUUUUAUUCUGUGCAUCGUGCCCAGAACCAUUCAGUCAAGCACGUCUGCAGCAAGUGGGAGUCUGAUGUCCUGCCUGAGUCAAGAGUACGUCUUUGCUUUAGCUUCCGUGAUGCUGGUGAUUCAGAAAUAGUUUUUUUGUUUUUUGAUAGCCUACCUAUCAUAUACACAAUAUGCGAUUUAGCUGUUAGAACUAGAGAAUAUGUUUCCCCCGUUUGCCCAUAAAUGCAGUUAUAUUCCUCAGCUAUUGUCCAGGAGUUUAACAUCCAUAUAAUGGCUAUACAGAUAGAUAUAACUUAGUCUUUUAGGUUUAUUCCAUUUUAUGAAGCAAAAAGAAGCCCUUAACAAAAAAAAUUUUUUUUUAAUUACCCAAAGAAUCUCAGUUAUAGAAGUUGUAGUUCUUCAUUAUUGGGUUGAUUUCCUAAAACCUUGACAAAUUUAUUGAUGUAAUAAAACUGUUUCAAAGAUUACUUGAAUGUUACAAAAUUAUGCUUUCAUCAGAUUGUAACUAUCAAAGGAAAAGUUGAUUUAUAAAAUACAGAACAUUUUUAUAUUUGCAAUUUGUCCUUUUCAAGAUAUAUUUUUUGCUAUUGCUCCUAGUAAAAGGAAAAAUCUCUGUAAAAGGAGAAAAAAUACUCAAGUUUUUUUAGUCUAUACUAAAAUAUAUAGCAAUAAAUUGCUUUUUAAUUUUUCUAACAUCUAUUAUGUGUACUUGUACACAUUGUACAUUCUUUUAAGUUGUAGCAUCUAUAUAGCUUUUGUGUUUGGUUACAUGAAUAAUAGACCCUUGAAUUCCAAAAUAUUAUGGAUAUUAUGCUACAAAUUAGUUUGAUUCUUUGAUGUAUCACGUUAGGAGUAUAAUAUAAUUGAGUAAUUUGCCUUAUGAUUUCUUUCUAGUAUUAUCAACAAUUAAUUUUCAGUUUCUUUUCCAAGUUACAUGUAAAUAAUAUUAUUGAUACUCAGUUUCUAAGUAAGAGAGGUUUUUAAACUUGAGUUAUCAAAUAAGUAGAGAAAUUCAUUGAGUAGAGGAUAAAUUUUCUAACAUUUUCCCACCAGUAAGGAGAGUUUUCGAAGUUGACUGAACAUCAAAUCAGAAUCUGUCUAAACAGGAACUAUACUGAAAUAAAUUAAUGUCACAGAAAAGGUUCUAUAUUUGGCCAGAUUGCGUACAUAUAAUGCUUAUUUAGUAAUAAUCACUGUGCAUGAGAUAAGGAUAAAAAUAUAUUUAUGAAUUAUUUCUAAAGAAACACUGACUUCCAAAGCCUAGUAUUUUAAUUACAACAAUAACAAGAAUAUUGAAUCUUUCCUGUUCCACCUCAGAUCACCUGGCUUUGCAGAAGUCUGAUUUGUAGCAUUUUUAUUAAUGUACUUUGAAACUAGUAGUCUGAAAAGCUCAAGAAUAAGGAAAUAUGUUGAAAAAAGAAAAGAAAGAAAGUAAGAAAGGAAAGAGAGCCUCACUUUUCGUUUGCAGUGCCUAUUCCUUUUUUUGUCCUAGGACUUCAUCUGAGGAAGCCUAGGCCAUUUUUCCUUUUGGAUCCAGCCUUUGGUCUUCAGAUCAUUUCUGGGAUCUCUGGUUGUGAAAGCAAUUCUUUAUGACAUUCUUAACUCCUGUGGCUUCAGUGUUGAGUUGAUAAUGUGGCAGUAAUUAGUGUCUACUUAAAUUUAAUGUACUAGACGUUAGAGAUAUAUUUCAAGUGCACUAAAUAUGAUUAUGGUUCUGAACAUCUUCAGAGAAGGUGAAAUCUUUUAACAGUACAGGGAGCCUGUAUAUACAAAAGUACACUUACGUAGCUUGAUUUCUUGAAUAGGCUAAGACUCAAUUUGGAUUAAAUUUGGCAAAAAUGAUGCAGUACUGAGAGCAAGACUUUAAAUUAACGGUUACAUGCAGUUACAGAGUAGCUCUUAACAAGGUGAAUUUAGAUGUGUCAGCUAAUAGCUUUUCUAUAGUAUGUAACAAAUCUGUUUCCUUAUGUUGUGAAUUAUUCACUACAAGAUGAUAAAUUAUAGUAUAAACAAUGUUAAUCAUACUCUUGGAAUUUAUAAGUCAAUUUGAUUGUCCUUUGUCUUCUUUUCCUAACUGAUCUGCUGAUAUUAGUUUCUGAUUCCUUAUCAUUAUUCCAUUAGCUCAUUAUCAUUAGCUCAUUAACUUGAAAGUUAGAUUAAUCUCAAAAUAAGAAUAGCAGUACUAAGUAUGAGGAGUUCAUAAAAUGCGGUUUCAUGUUAGAACCAGACUAAAGGUAACUGAAUAGUUCUGUGCGGUUUUUCAUUGUAACACUUACAUGUUUAAGAUUUCUAAAGUUUUAAAAUUUUAGUACAAUCCUUAGAAAUUCAGAAGUUUCCAGGGAUUCACUACAUUACAGUGUUUGUCUAAUUUAUACUGAUCUUCACUAUAGAUGUUAAUGUACUUUGAUGUUUACUUUCUAAAACAUACAGAUUAAUUUGGAAUAUGUACUUUGGUUCUUAAAGAGUGCAUUUGGAAAAAAAAUUAUACUUUCACAAUCUGGACAACUUAACUUUUGUGAUAUGUUAAGUAGUAUUUUAAAAAUACAGUUUUAUAUAAGUAAAGUGUGGUUACAAUAAGCCAAAUUAUAUUUAGGACUAAAUUUACUAUCCAUUUUGAAUAAUAAGACAUUCCCAUAUCGCUCUUAUAUUGUCAAAUUAAAUUUUCUGUUUGGUAGCACUUUUAACCAUGGAUAUGAGCUGGAAAAAUGAUAUAUUUUCAUAGAAUUGUCUGUCCAGGAUAACUUGAGACCUGCACGAUACAGUGGAAAGAGCACUGACUAAUACUUACUGCUCUUUUUGGAUUCAGAGCUCCUCACAAAUAAAAUGAAUGGGAUGAAACAAGGUGAAACUAUAACAACAUCCCUUCGUAUACUGUGCUGCUGCUCACAGUGUACUUUGAUGUUACCUUGAAGGAUUCUCACAGCAGGACUUCUGAGACAUUAAUCUUGGAGCACCAACAUUGUCUCUUUGAUCCUGGGCUGCUGCUCUUGUUUUACAGCGCAGGUCACUGGUUUGCGGGUUGGUGGCACAGCUGACACCAUUUAUGUCAUGACACCAUGAGUGACUGCUAGUCAGAGGCAUUUUGCUCCUGUCAUGAAAUGAUUUGAAAUCAUUGUAAAGCAACAAAAUCUGAUAAUGACUGCCAGCUUUCCUUGUGUUUUGAUAACAAAUACUCCAAAUAUUCUGGAGAACUUGGGUAUAAAAUUACUUUGAAGGAAUAGACUAGGAUUUGAAGACAUUAAAUUGUAGGAAAUUUUAUGUUUUUACAGUAACAAACAUUAAUGAAAGGAAAACAUUAUAAAGGUAAUUUUAAUUCUCCAUAUGCUUAUCAGUUUCUUGAUGCUUCUAAAGGAAGACAACUAAAAGGGGCAUGGAUUCAGAUUGGCUAAAUCUUGACAUCUAUAAACAUGAUUUGUGAACAUCCUUUUCUGUUUACAUAUAUUUAUCUACUAAAAUGAGAUAAUGGGAGGGAAGCAAGGUUUGAUUAAAUAAACUUUUCUCUCCAUUGGUCUUUUCACUAUCUUAUGUACUAGAUUUUCUUAUUUUUCCUCAACACACCUCCCCACCUUUUGGAUGUUAAUUUUAAACAGGGAAAGCUCACUACAUUAUGAAGAAUGUUGGCACCAAUUAUUUUACACAAAGGCUAACGGUUAACUUUUGGAAAUGAUGAGCUACUUUUCUAUAUUUGUUUACUUGUGCUUUGUGAUAUUUCUGGAUCAUUCCAGUCAUAAAGACUUAUUACAUGUAAUAUUUCUUGCUACCUGUGAAAAAGUAUAUUUUAAAGAAUGUAUAACCAACCAUCCAUUUACUUUUUAUUAGUAGGUAGAGAAUUUGUUUGUAUCUAAUUCAUGAAUGUAGUUUCACUGUAGGAUGUCAUUGUAAAUGGAGCAAAGUACGUUAUCUUUAUAGUUAUUCUAAAUGUACAUUAUGUAAGAAUUGUAAAUAUUAUACCUGAUUAAAUACUUUGUAUGCUGAGAAAUUAUGUUAAGUCAAUAAAAAUCUCACUGCUGGCAUAGUUCUUUUA
Camelus dromedarius (Arabian camel) is the source of this 7005-nucleotide messenger RNA. RefSeq names its product ArfGAP with coiled-coil, ankyrin repeat and PH domains 2 (gene ACAP2). Lineage: Eukaryota; Metazoa; Chordata; Mammalia; Artiodactyla; Camelidae. The coding region runs from base 270 to 2627 and encodes 785 amino acids. The record is from RefSeq and is a predicted model, not a curated record. The transcript has 24 exons. Gene Ontology annotation, molecular function: protein binding; GTPase activator activity. Gene Ontology annotation, cellular component: endosome membrane; cytoplasm.